AUGGUUCAGGAGACACAGGCCGUCCAAGUGACCAAGCCGAAGUUGAGCCAGCUGAGCGACGCGCCUGACUUCCACGACCCUUGGGUGAUGCGGCUCAGAUGCGGACCGAUUCGAGUGAGCAAGCUGGUGGGGAGGGACUUCCAAGAGCUGGGCGAGCUCGGGAUGCUGAGCGCGCCGUGCCCUCUCGAACCGCCUCCGUGCGGUGGGAAGUGGGUGGAACUCUGGCAGGACGCGGUAGUGCAUGCCUCGACUUGGAGUCAGGCCGUGCGCACCAGAAUCUACUCUUGCAAGUGCCCAAGGAAGCACACCAUCCACUUCGACGGAGAGCACUUGGGGCUGUACGUUUGGAGCCGCCAGACGAUUGUUGUACAGGAGAGCCUACAACUGUUGCUGAAGCAGAUGCAGCGGGGGCAGUCGGGAUUCGGGGCACUGCUGGAGGGACAGCAGGAGGCCUUCCGGAGGGCUCCAGAGUCCGCCGUGCUAUCCGAGGAGACGUGGCGGAAGGCCAGCCUUGAUUUCUUCCGGCUGGUGGGGCGGCAGAUCCUGGAGUGCUGCAGCAUAUGCGGUCCGCACCCGGAGGUGAGCAUCUUGAUUGAAGAAGAGCUUAAGUCCUUAGAAGAACUUAGCGAUGGGAUCGUGGGAAUUUCCAACUCCGACGGAGGAAAGCGCCCUGGAGGGCUGGGAUCGACCUCGCACGACUUCCGCAGGCCGUUCACGCAUCCGGGGCGGUCCGUGGACGGUGCCGCGCUCGAGAAGCAAUCGGUUGCGGGGCGCGACUAUUGCGCAGCAGGGCUAGAGGGUGGAGGCAUGAAACGGCGCUUGGUAUUGCAACCGGAGCUGCGGGAGUUGAUUGCGCGCGUCUCCAGGCAUCGAUCCGAGAGCGAGAAGCUCGGCCAGCCACUGAGCGAGGCCGAGUACAUGGGUCUGAAGGGGGCCCUCGGCAGGGAAAAUGUGCUGCUCGUGACAAAGUUCGUUCCGGGGGAUGGAGAGGGUCCAGUGCCCGCGGACACUCGGCGUCGGCUGUUGGUCGAGCAGCGCCAGAUGGUCCGGGACAAGAACCGGACGAUGCUGCGACUGUUGGAGGGAAUCGAGCUCGAGCAAGCGGCAAGAGGUGGGAGCCCGCGUCUAUGGGAGCACUGGCCGUGUGAGUGGGGUGAAUUGCUAUAUGACCUUGGGGCGCACGAUUCGGAUGACGGCAUCAUUGGCCACUCCGACGGGCUGGCUGUGGUUCGGGAGCUGCUCUUGGGGAGGGACGCGAGCGUCGAGGACCGCCGCCAACUCGGAGAGCACUCUCCCAUCUUGCGCCGCGUGUUGGACGCCCAGGGCGGGCACCGCUUUCCCGUCUUCCUUUUGCCCGCCCUGCACCACCUCUACGAGCUCACGUUGCUGGCACGCGGCAACACCGGUUACGGCGAUGGACUGCUAGAGAGCUGGGUCGUCGCCGCUCUGCGGCCGCUGGGGCGCGCGGUCGAGCUGCAGCACCUCAGUCGGGAGCGGGGCCCGCUCACGGAGGCGGAGGCCGCGUCGCUGGCAGAGGCUCGGACGAGCGCGCGAGACCUGCUCCGGGGCGUGGAGGGCUCGCAGCCUAACGUACUGCAGUGGGAGGCCAUGGGCGAGCUAGAGAGGGGGGUGCUGCGCGGCCGGCUGGGGCGGGACGAGGAGGGCGACCGGAUGCAUCCGCUCCCUCCUGGGCACACCCUCAGAGCCGAGCAGGAUGUGUUGGGGCACUACGCGCUGCCGGGGUGGGAACAGCGACGGGGCUUGCCGCGAUACGCAUCCUUCGAGCAUGAGGACGGACGCAGCAGGACGUCAGAGGAGUUCAAGUGCGCUACCGGGCAGACGGUGGGCGACUGGGACGCCGCGAACGUCCCGGGGCUGGUCAAGGGGGGGAGCAAGUCGACGAAGAAGGGCAAGCGCCCCCACCGCAGCCGGGGCGCCUUCGUCUUUUGCUGUCCGCACCGGGUCAUCUCGGGCUUCCACUUCUUCCUCCGAGGGGAGAGCCCCCGCGAUGCGUUCGCGGUUUUGUACACGCGCAAGGACCGGGAGGAUCUCCCCAAAUUCGUUGUUUAUGACAAUGCAUGCCAGCUGAGGAAUUAUUGCAUGCGAAGGGAGCCGGCGUUCUUCUCCGCCGUCACCUUCGUCGUUGACAGGUUCCAUUAUGCGAAAGCCGGGGCAGAGGUGCACAAAUGUGGUCCCAGCAACGCGACGGAGUACUACGACGCUCUUCGAUGGGUCAACACCUCGGCUGUGGAGUCCGUGAACAGCUUUCUGAAGAAGUUCCGGAUCCUCGGCUGGUACUCCGGACUCCAGAGUCUAAUGGUCUUCCUCCCAAUCCUGUUGAGCGGCUUCAACGUCGACCUGAGCAGGGUAGACGACGCAAAGCUGUCCAUAGCUGUGCCGGCAAGGCUGUGGAGUGAGGCCUUUAGGGCAGUGCUCUUAGGGAGGUAG
This is a messenger RNA of Klebsormidium nitens, 2448 nucleotides long. Lineage: Eukaryota; Viridiplantae; Streptophyta; Klebsormidiophyceae; Klebsormidiales; Klebsormidiaceae. The record is from the annotation of a GenBank genome assembly.